This is a messenger RNA of Cadophora gregata, 2064 nucleotides long. RefSeq lists its product as uncharacterized. Lineage: Eukaryota; Fungi; Ascomycota; Leotiomycetes; Helotiales; Ploettnerulaceae. The record is from RefSeq and is a predicted model, not a curated record. Gene Ontology annotation, molecular function: hydrolase activity. The coding region runs from base 1 to 2064 and encodes 687 amino acids. The transcript is spliced from 2 exons.
AUGGCACCCAAUUUGAAGGUCAUCGUCCUCUUAGGCCUUUGCUCAACGGCAUCAGCUUCAAAGCCGAAAGAUCUCCCCGGUGCAGCAUCCUUCGUCGUCCCUACAGCUUUCCCAACUUCUGUUUUCUCCAGCUACUAUGUCAAGCCAGCACCCACCGUCGAGCCGCAACCUGCUCUAUUCGAUUCAAUUCUCAACAUCACCUACCCACUGAAUCUCACGGAUCCAACAACUGUUCAGACCGUGAACGAGGAUCCAGUCUUCUACCCUCCCGGUAUUGCAAACAUCACCAACGCCACCGCCGAAUCUCUCGUGGAGUUUGCUUUAGCCGAGAUCAAAGGCAUCAUCUAUGACGAUGGAGGCCUUUCAGGGAACUGUUCAAAAUGUAUCGCUGCACUUAGUGUGGGCAAGUUCCUGGCCCAAUCCGCACCGACGUUCGUGCCAGCUGCUAUGAUCUCGCUGUGUCAGGCUACAGGUUUCCAGUCUAACAUGACCUGCAAAAUAAACUACUCGCCAGGUGGCUUUGGAGCUAUUUGGACCCAGGUCCUUGCGCUGGCGGACGUGACGGGUCUUGACGGUCGAUAUAUCUGCAAUUCUCUUAGCUCUAAUUUCUGUCCGACGCCUGCUACGAGUCCUCUGAAUACGACGAACUUGUUUCCUAAACCUAAACCCGAAAAUGCGAAGGCGCCAAAGGCGAGUGGGAAGCGGGUCAAGGUCUUGCAUCUGUCGGAUUUCCAUCUUGAUCCGAGAUAUCAAGUUGCCUCGGAAGCAAAUUGUACUUCUGGGUUGUGCUGUAGAUACUCUUCGGCUCCGACUUCACAGGCUGUGUUCCCUGCACCUCUUUACGGAGCUUACAAGUGCGACACCCCAUACUAUCUGGGUCUUGCUGCGUUACAGUCCAUUGCUUCCUUGACUGGUACGGGAACUAAAUACGCCAGUCCAGCAUGGACGCUCUACACUGGUGAUCUCGUAUCUCACGACACUCAGAACCAGCUGUCUCGAGAGUAUGUCGAGUACACGGAGACAAGCAUCUACGAUAUGUUCAAAUCGUACAUCAAAGGUCCCGUCUUCGCUGUUCUUGGUAAUCAUGAUUCCAAUCCUGAGAAUAUCGAUGGGCCUCAUAGUCUUCCGGGACCUUUGGGCAAGCAGUUCAGCUGGAACUAUGAUCAUGUGUCGGCGCUAUGGAAGAAUACUGGGUGGAUUGAUGAAGCAACGGCAGAGCAGGCUGCAAUCCACUACGCAGCUUAUUCUGUCAAGAAUCACUACGGUCUCCGCAUUAUCACGCUUAAUACUGACUUCUGGUAUCGGACUAAUUACCUCAACUUCAUCAAUACCACCAAUCCGGACGUCUCUGGGACAUUCAGUUUCAUGAUCAAGGAGCUUCAAGCUGCUGAAGAUGCCGGGGAACGAGUGUGGAUAAUCGGUCAUGUUUUGAGUGGCUGGGAUGGAACGAAUCCACUCCCAAAUCCGACAAACUUGUUCUACCAGAUUGUCGACCGAUACUCGCCUCAUGUCAUUGCCAAUGUUUUCUGGGGCCACACGCAUGAGGAUCAAGCUAUCAUCUACUACGCCAACAAUGGCACUGUUCGAGAUGCCGCAAAUGCUUUGACUACUGGUUGGAUUGGUCCGUCAGUCACACCUCUCACCAACCUGAACUCAGGAUACAGGAUGUAUGAAGUUGACACUGGAUCCUUCGAUAUUUACGACGCCUAUACGUUCUAUUCGGCCGUCAAUUCAUACUCAACUCUCAACUCCACAGGCCCUACAUACAAAUUCGAAUACUCAACUCGAGAAGCCUACGCCAGUGCCGUGGGAUGGCCAAAAUCCGCACCACUCAACGCAACCUUCUGGCACGGUCUCACAGUCGCUAUGGAAUCAAAUCGAAGUUUGAUAGAAAUUUUCAACACUUAUCAAGGAAAGUCGAGUAUUAAGAGUCCCAACUGUACGAGCGAUGCUUGUGCUGCGGCGAAGGUUUGCUACAUGCGAUCUGGUAGUUCUGCACUGGGGAGAGCUUGUCCGCAAGGAUUUGCUUCUGUCCAAAGUCCAUAUACUGGGAAGAACUUCUGA